This is a messenger RNA of Ochlerotatus camptorhynchus, 1167 nucleotides long. Its product is annotated as zinc finger matrin-type protein 2-like. Gene Ontology annotation, biological process: mRNA splicing, via spliceosome. The transcript is spliced from 2 exons. Gene Ontology annotation, molecular function: zinc ion binding; nucleic acid binding. NCBI's taxonomy places the organism in Eukaryota, Metazoa, Arthropoda, Insecta, Diptera, Culicidae. Gene Ontology annotation, cellular component: U4/U6 x U5 tri-snRNP complex; spliceosomal complex. The coding region runs from base 175 to 759 and encodes 194 amino acids. The record is from RefSeq and is a predicted model, not a curated record.
AUUCUACAUUUUGGGAGUAAACUUAAGUUAUUCUUCGUCCUAUUUGUACGGUUUGUAACCUCUAUCGAUACCACCGGAAUAUACGUACAAGCACGAGCAACGCAUAUUCAAGGAAAGUUAACUACCAGACCAUCGUGUCUAAUUCAAUCAACAGCAGCAGAAAUAUAUUCAAAGAUGUCGACGCGCCCGGAUGAUCACCGUCGUAAAUGGGACCGUAAGGAAUACGAGCGAUUGGCUCAGGAGCGACUGCUUGGAAAAACAGCUGCCACCUCCGAAGAUGACUCCGAACCCAUCACAAAAGAGCUGCUCAAGCAGCGCGAGUACAAGGUCGACUUGGACUCGAAGCUGGGCAAAAGUAUGGUCAUUAACAAAAGUACCCCUUCGUCCCAAUCCGGCGGGUACUAUUGCAAUGUGUGUGACUGCGUCGUGAAGGAUUCGAUCAACUUUUUGGACCACAUCAACGGCAAGAAACACCAGCGUAAUUUGGGCAUGUCGAUGAAGGUCGAAAGGAGUUCGUUGGACCAGGUUAAGGAACGGUUCAAGAUUAACAAAAAGAAAACUGAGGAGAAGAAAAAGGACUACGAGCUGGAGAGCCGGGUGAAGGAAGCCAAAGAGGAGGAGGAACGCUACCGGGAGUACAAACGCGAGAAGAGGAAAGAACGCAAACGGAAGAUUGAGGAAGUGGACGACAGCGUAGUGGGCACUUCGGAGCUAGCCGCCGUGAUGGGAUUCGCCGGGUUCGGGGGCAAGAAAAAAUAGGAAGUUCAUAAGAGGGGGCGUAGUAUUAUAUGUGGUAACUCAACUAUUUCUACACAGCAGCAGUAAGGCUAACAAUCUGAUAAGAAGCGUGUUUAAAAUCAACUACUAACGGAAAUCGUUCGUGUUUAUAAUUAUGCAACCUCAUGUACAUUUCGCCGUGUUUCCUCGGGAACUAUCGGUGUAAACGUCCUAACAAGUAGAGAAACAACUAACUACCGACAAAAGCUGAACGUCUAAGUGUUUUCACUUAAAUUUAUCUUUACAUAGAAUCGUAACUAUUAUGGAUAGACCACCCAUUGCAGCGAAAAGUAUUGGCAUAGAUAAAUAUAUUGAAAUGCAUUAUUCAGCCAAGAGGACAACGUGCAUGAUUUUCAAUAAAUUUACUACCUUUCGCUGUAGCAAGGUAGA